AUGAACUCGUUGGUUCUCCCAGAGGUCGCCAAGCUAGACGCCAAGGAUGCCGCCUGGCCCGCCGCCCGGGCGGGAGGCGCAGAGCCAGCAGCGGGCGGCAGCAGCUCGUCCCAGGCUGCCAACGGUGGAGAUGCGCUGAUGGGUGCAGGGGCUGCUGGAGGGGCGGACAAGGUUGGCGCCAAGGGGAAGAAAGAGAAAGAGAAGGAGAAAGGGAAAGCAGAGGGGAAGAGGAAGGGCAAGGGGCCCAAGGGGCGCAUGGUGUUUGGUGUGGACUCUGAGUCAGAGGACGAGGGGGGAGGGGCAGGCGAGUCAGGGGAGGAGGAGGAGGGCGAGGAGGGAGGGGAGGGAGGCAAGAAGGGAGAGGAGGAGGAUGCGGAGUUUGUGAAGCGAGUGACAGCCGUGGCGCAGACCAAGGCGGAGAAACUCGCCCCUGUCGACCACUCGCAGGUGCAGUGCCUUCAUCCAUGCACAUUGUCGACUACACGCCCCUGUGGUGGGAAAGGGGGACCGGAUUUCCUCCUGGGUGCGUGCGGCGUGCCUACCUUCUCGUCCCCCGGUGGACCGCUGGCAGACGCACUACAAGCAGUUCCGCUCGAACCUGCGAUGCAUUACGAGCCAUUCAGGAAGAACUUCUACAAGGAGGUGAAGGAGGUGGCGAAAAUGACAGCGGACGAAGUGGCGCUAUAUAGGCGCGAGCACGAGUUCAAGCUGCGCGGCAAGGACGUGCCGAAGCCGGUGCACACGUGGGUGCAGAGCGGGCUGAGCAACAAGGUGCUGGACGUGCUCAAGAAGAUGGGGUUCGAACGGCCCAUGCCCAUCCAGGCGCAGGCGCUGCCUAUCGUGAUGAGCGGACGAGAUUGUAUCGGGAUCGCCAAGACGGGAUCUGGGAAGACGCUGGCGUUCGUGCUGCCCAUGCUAAGGCACAUCAUGGACCAGCCCCCACUGCAAUCCGGAGACGGUCCUAUCGGCCUCAUCCUGGCGCCCACGAGGGAGCUCGUGCAGCAGAUCUUCACGGACAUCCGCCGCUUCGCGCGCCCCCUCGGCCUCUCCUGCGUGCCCGUCUAUGGCGGCUCCGGCGUGGCACAGCAAAUCAGCGAACUAAAACGCGGCGCCGAGGUCGUGGUGUGCACGCCCGGGCGCAUGAUUGAUAUUCUGGCGACCAGCAACGGGCGCAUCACGAACCUGAAGAGGGUGACUUACUUGGUGCUGGACGAGGCGGACCGCAUGUUUGACAUGGGCUUUGAGCCGCAGAUCGGGAGAAUUAUCGGGAACACGCGGCCGGACCGGCAGACUGUAUUGUUCUCGGCCACGUUCCCCCGCCAGGUGGAGACCCUGGCGAGGAAAGUGCUCACCAAACCGAUCGAAAUCCAG
This is a messenger RNA of Closterium sp. Naga37s-1, 1371 nucleotides long. The record is from the annotation of a GenBank genome assembly. NCBI's taxonomy places the organism in Eukaryota, Viridiplantae, Streptophyta, Zygnematophyceae, Desmidiales, Closteriaceae.